Messenger RNA from Ictalurus punctatus (channel catfish), 3477 nucleotides. RefSeq names its product transmembrane channel-like protein 1. Gene Ontology annotation, molecular function: mechanosensitive monoatomic ion channel activity. The record is from RefSeq and is a predicted model, not a curated record. Gene Ontology annotation, biological process: vestibular reflex; detection of mechanical stimulus involved in sensory perception of sound. The transcript has 20 exons. NCBI's taxonomy places the organism in Eukaryota, Metazoa, Chordata, Actinopteri, Siluriformes, Ictaluridae. Gene Ontology annotation, cellular component: plasma membrane. Bases 116 to 2890 code for a protein of 924 amino acids.
CUCUCAAUGGCUGAAAAAAGUGAACUCGUCAUGCUCCUUACUCAUCACUGGCCGAUCACGGAUUGGCUAGGUGUAUGGUCCACUUGUCCUCAUAUACACGCGUACAUACCUAGACAUGCAUGAAAGCAUCUUUCUUAUUUUUCUUGAACGGACCCACAUACACACAAGUACAAAGUUACCGAGGACCACAAUGCCAAGAGAGAAGCUCAUCACAUUCAGGAGUAACGUCAGCAUUGAUUUGGAUGACGGAGACAAAAGUGACAGCAUUUACUUUGUUGACAUUGAUGAGGAUCGAAGAAGGCAGCAAGGAGAAAUGGACAAAAAGAAGAGAGAAGGAAAGAAUAAAGCUGACAAGGGACAGAGGCUGCAGACAAAAUCAGAUUAUCUUCACAACAGUGAAAUGACUGGGAUAAAGAGAGGAGGAGAGGUAGAAGAGAUGCCCGAGCAAAGAAAUAGCAGUAAGAACAAGGGGACCAGGAAACAGCAGGAGGUAGUAGAAGAAGAAGAAUGGGAGAAGAAGAAAAUUAAGCAAGAAAACAAUCAAGAAGAUGAACAAUCAAAAAAGAUGAAAAGGAAAAAUGCAACAGACAGCAUUUCUGAGGCGAGCUCUUCAUCAGAUGAAGAGUUUGAGGUGGACUCGUUGAGUGAGGAGGGGCUGGAGAAACUCAUGGAAGCCAUAGAUGAGAGGAAGAAGCUCAUCGCUACACUGAGAACACAACCUUGGACAAUGCACAAGAAAAUGUCUAUGCUCAGGAAGUGGCAAGCAUUUAUAGAGAAAUACGAGGGCAUUUUAGGAAAAGGCAAAGGGAGGAAUCUGUAUGCCCACAAGGUCAAGAUGAUGAAGAAAUGGGGGAAAUUUCAGAGACACUUCAAUAACUUUAAGAAGGCCUGCGUUCCAUGGGAGAUGAAGAUCAAGGAAAUUGAAAGUCACUUUGGCUCAACAGUAGCUUCCUAUUUUGUAUUUCUGCGAUGGUUGUUUGGAAUCAACAUAAUUCUCUUUGCCCUGUCCUUUGGGCUUGUUAUGUUUCCUGAGGCAUUAAUGGGGAAGCCAUAUGGGAGUAUUCCCAGGAAGACAGUCUCCAGGCAAGAAGAACCCACUGCUAUGAACUUUGAUGUCUUAUAUGACAUUGGGGGCUACAUGAAGUAUACUGUCAUGUUUUAUGGCUACUAUGAUGACCAGAGAACAAUUGGCUGGCUCAGAUACCGCAUGCCCCUGUGCUACUUCCUGGUUGGGGUGUGCAGCUUGGCUUACAGUUACAUGGUGGUCAUCAGAACCAUGGCACGCAAUGCCAGUAAAGAAUGUGGAAGAGAUGACACCAACUUUAAAUACAGCUGGCAAAUAUUCACCGGUUGGGAUUACCUCAUUGGAAACCCGGAGGCAGCUGACAACAAGUUUGCCUCCAUCACCACAAACUUUAAGGAAGUCCUUGUUGAUGAGGCAGAGUUAAAAAAAAAUGAAAACCCUCGCUUGAUGCUCUUCUACCGUGUCAUGUGCAACAUCCUGGUUCUCGUCAUACUUACAGGAAGUGGAUAUAUAAUCUAUUAUAUAGUGCGCAGGUCUGAGUUUUUUUUCCGGGAUGGGAUGGACAAGCACAGCUGGUGGGAAAGAAAUGAGGUGAACGUAGUAAUGUCUCUGUUAAGCACGUUCUGUCCAAUGAUGUUUGAAGCGAUAACCCUUUUGGAGAAUUACCAUCCACGCGUUUCCCUGCUCUUCCAGAUGGGCCGUGUCUUUGCCCUUUAUGCAGGCAACCUUUACAGCUUCCUCAUAGCUGUCGUUGAACAGAUCAAGUUGGCGAUGGUUGACGAAGAGGUAAUGAAGCGUAAUCUGACCAUAUGGCAAGCUAACAUGUAUAACAGUUCCAUAGCGGAGAAUUCUACUGGUUCUCCUAUCACAGUGGAUCCUGCAGAUGUACCCAGAGGGCCUUGCUGGGAGACUAUGGUGGGACAGGAGUUUGUACGUAUGCUGGUUGUAGACACAUUGACUUUUUACACUGUGUUGCUGAUCAACGACUUCUUCCGAGCAGUCGUGAUUCGUUUCCUCAACGACUACUGGUGCUGGGACCUGGAGUACACCUUUCCGUGCUAUUCCCUGUUCGAUUUGAGUGGGAACCUUCUCACCAUCAUAUUCAACCAAGGAAUGGUCUGGAUGGGGACAUUCUACGCCCCCUGUCUUCCCAUACUCAACCUCAUCAGACUGCAAACGUCCAUGUAUUCACAAUGCUGGGCUGUCAUGAGCAGCAACAUCCCUCACACGCACAUCUGCAAAGCCUCACGUUCUAGCAACUUCUACAUGGCCAUACUGCUCUUCAUCCUCUUUCUCUGCACAGUGCCCCUCGCCUUCACCGUCGUCACUUUGCGUCCCUCCUUUGACUGCGGACCUUUCAGUGGGAAAAACCGCGUGUAUGAUGUGAUCCUGGAGGCAUUGCAGAUGGAUUUUCCUGCCUGGACCGGAAACGUGAUCAAUUACAUCUCAAACCCGGGACUGGUCCUGUCUUUCCUACUGCUCAUAGCCCUCACACUUUAUUACCUACAUACGACAUCUAAAACACACAAGCAGGCCAACAAUGAUCUGAAAAAGAAACUGCGGACUCAACAUGAGGAGAAUAGAAGGAGGGCAAGCCGUUUAACAAAGAAGACAGCCGAACAUUUGGAUCAAGACAAAAACAUGGCUGCCGAUGAACAGCAGGACAAGCAGAGCAACAACCAUUCGUCUUUGAAAGACAGCAGAAAGAGCAGCAGCCAGAGUUGUUAUCUUCCUCCUCCUCCAGAUAUUUUCUUUGGGAGUCGAGGUUCUGGCCUCAAACACUCUCGCAACCCUCCUUACACUCGACCCCCUGCACCCCGGUCUCAUCUCUUGCACGGACAACUGCCAGGAGCUCCACCUUAUUAAAAAAGUAGAAGAAGUCACAAGCUAGAGCUGGUCACAUCAGACACUUUAUCACUAAUUGCUCCUGGAGAGUCAGUUCUCUGCUGAAUUUAUUUUCUAUCCAGAUUAAAAUGUCUUCUGAAGUGUUUCAUUAAAUAUGAUUGAAUAGAUUUAGAUCUGAAGCAGAUUGAGGGCAGAAAGAGAGGAUGGAUGGUCUACUUGAUGGAAGUAAGAUAGACAGCCUUGUUUAUGUACUCAGAUAAAACUUGGAUUGUCUUGGAAUUAAUGAUACUGCAGUGAGGAUGCACCGUUGAAUAAAUCAUUUUGGGUUUAGAUGGUUAGACAACUUAAUAAUACAAAUUUCAUUUAAGCAUCAUUUUGUUGUUAUUCUCUUUUUUUCUCUGACUGAAACACAACUGAAAUUGACUUUUUUCUUUACAUAAAAGAAAAACAUUAAUGCAAGAGAAAAAAUAAGCAAAUAUAAAGAAAGCCUAAUACAAUUAUAUAUGAAUGAGAAGAUAAACAGUGAAAUGAACAGCUAAUUGGCCUAAUAAUCCCAAGUUGUAAUUAUCACAUUAAUCACUGGUUUGAUUUUACAAUAUGGCUUCCAA